Molecule: messenger RNA, 312 nt
Organism: Microthlaspi erraticum
Lineage: Eukaryota; Viridiplantae; Streptophyta; Magnoliopsida; Brassicales; Brassicaceae
Source: the annotation of a GenBank genome assembly
AUGAACAACUCAAUCUGGGUUAUUGUGGAUAGACUAACUAAGGUGGCACACUUACUCGCAGUCAGAGAUUCCGACAAGGUGGAAACCUUAGCCGAACUCUACAUCAACCAGAUAGUCAAGCUACACGGAGUGCCAGCAGACAUAGUGUCAGAUCGAGAUCCAAGAUUCACAGCAGCAUUUUGGAAGGCAUUACUAGGAGCAAUGGGAACGGAGCUCAACCUCAACACAACCUUUCAUCCAGAGACAGACGGUCAAACGGAGAGAACCAUACGUACACUGGAAGACAUGAUACGUAUGUGCAUACUUGACUGA